This is a messenger RNA of Hyla sarda, 2903 nucleotides long. Its product is annotated as oocyte zinc finger protein XlCOF6-like. Gene Ontology annotation, molecular function: RNA polymerase II cis-regulatory region sequence-specific DNA binding; DNA-binding transcription factor activity. Gene Ontology annotation, biological process: regulation of immune system process; regulation of cytokine production; negative regulation of transcription by RNA polymerase II. Lineage: Eukaryota; Metazoa; Chordata; Amphibia; Anura; Hylidae. The transcript has 6 exons. Bases 20 to 2815 code for a protein of 931 amino acids. The record is from RefSeq and is a predicted model, not a curated record.
GUAAUGGAGGGGUCUGGUGAUGACUGGAGAGGUUCCUAUAAGGUGUCAGGACGUGGCGGUGUAUUUCUCCAUGGAGGAGUGGGAGUAUGUAGAAGGACACAAGGAUCAGUACAAGGAUCAGGUGAUGAUGGAGGAUCAGCAGCCCCUCACAUCAGCAGUCAGAUCCAGUAAGAGAACAGCACCAGAGAGGUGUCCCCGUCCUCUUCUUCCACAGGAUGAUCAGGGAGAAGAUCCGAACAAUAUAAAUGCUCCAGAGACAGAUAUAAGCGGUGCUGAGCAGUAUAUGGAGGACAUUCUUACAGGGAAAGAUCUGUUUUAUAUUAAUGCUACAGACAUAAAGGAAGAAGAAGAGACAGAUAUGAGCGGUGAUGGGCAGUAUAAGAAGAACAUUCCUACAGGGAAAGAUAUGAUCUAUAAUAAUACUACAGACAUAAAGGAAGAAGAAGAAGAGACAGAUGUGAGCGGUGAUGAGCAGUAUAAGGAGGACAUUCCUACAGGGAAAGAUCUGACCUGUAAUAAUACUACAGACAUAAAGGAAGAAGAGACAGAUGUGAGCAGUGAUGAGCAGUAUAAGAAGAACAUUCCUACAGAGAAAGAUCUGAUCUAUAAUAAUACUACAGACAUAAAAGAAGAAGAAGAGACAUAUGUGAGCGGUGAUAAGCAGUAUAAGGAGGACAUUCCUACAGGUAACCGCCCAGAUUCUUGUACCUGGAGAUCAGAGGAGAAUCUUAUAUCUUCAGAUUAUAAAGCAGAUGAUGAUAUCACACAAGAUACAUAUGAAGAACAUUCCAUUAUCCCAGAUACAACCUCAGCCCUUCACAGCCAAGAUCUGUCAUCUCAUCCUUAUAUACAGGUCUUGUCUUCUCAGUCAUCACAGGAUGUUCAGCAAAAUAAAGGUCAUAGAAGGGGUGUUGGGCAUCAACGAACUCACACAGGGGAGAAGCCAUUUUCAUGUUCAGAAUGUGGGAAAUGUUUUACUCAGCAAUCAAAUCUUGUUAAAAAUCAAAGAACUCACACAGGGGAGAAGCCAUUUUCAUGUUCAGAAUGUGGGAAAUGUUUUACUGUGAAAUGGGGUCUUGUUGAACAUGAACGAGCUCACACAGGGGAGAAACCAUAUUCAUGUUCAGAAUGUGGGAAAUGUUUUCCUUUUAAAUCAAUUCUUGUUGUACAUCAGAGAACUCACACAGGAGAGAAGACGCUUUCAUGUUCAGAAUGUGGGAAAUGUUUUGCUAAUAAAUCACAUCUUGUUGAACAUAAACGAACUCACACAGGGGAGAAACCAUUUUCAUGUUCAGAAUGUGGAAAAUGUUGUACUGUGAAAUGGGGUCUUGUUGAACAUAAACUAUAUCACACAGGGGAGAAACCAUAUUCAUGUUCAGAAUGUGGGAAAUGUUUUUCUCACAAAUCAAGUCUAGUGAAACAUCAAAGAGCUCACACAGGAGAGAAGCCAUUUUCAUGUGCAGAAUGUGGGAAAUGUUUUACUCAGCAAUCCGAUCUUGUUAAACAUAAACGAACUCACACAGGGGAGAAACCAUAUUCAUGUUCAGAAUGUGGGAAAUAUUUUUCUGACAAAACAAAUCUUGUUCAACAUCAAAGAACACACACAGGGGAGAAGCCAUUUUCAUGCUCAGAAUGUGGGAAAUGUUUUACUCAGCAAUCCGAUCUUGUUAAACAUAAACGAACUCACACAGGGGAGAAACCAUAUUCAUGUUCAGACUGUGGGAAAUAUUUUUCUGACAAAACAAAUCUUGUUCAACAUCAGAGAACACACACAGGGGAGAAGCCAUUUUCAUGCUCAGAAUGUGGGAAAUGUUUUACUCAGCAAUCCGAUCUUGCUAAACAUAAACGAACUCACACAGGGGAGAAGCCAUUUUCAUGUGCAGAAUGUGGGAAAUGUUUUACCCAGAAAUCAGUUCUUCUUCAGCAUCAAAGAACUCACACAGGGGAGAAGCCAUUUUCAUGCGCAGAAUGUGGGAGAUGUUUUACUCAGCAAUCAAGUCUUGUUAAACAUAAAAGAACUCACACAGGGGAGAAGCCAUUUUCAUGUGCAGAAUGUGGGAAAUGUUUUACUCAGCAAUCAAAUAUGGUUAAACAUCAAAGAACUCACACAGGAGAGAAGCCAUUUUCAUGUUCAGAAUGUGGGAAAUGUUUUGCUCGGAAAUCAACUCUUCUUCAGCAUCAAAGAACUCACACAGGGGAGAUGCCAAAACCAUAUUCAUGCUCAGAAUGUGGGAAAUGUUUUACUAAGAAAUCACAACUUGUUCAACAUGUAAGAGCUCACACAGGAAAGAAGCCGUUUUCAUGUUCAGAAUGUGGAAAAUGUUUUAAUCAGAAAUCAAGUAUUUUUAGACAUCAAAAAAGAACUCACACAGGGGAGAAGCCAUAUUCAUGCUCAGAAUGUGGGAAAUGUUUUACGGAGAAAUCAAAUCUUGUUCAACAUCAAAGAACUCACACAGGGGAGAAGCCAUUUUCAUGUUCAGAAUGUGGGAAAAGUUUUAAUCAGAAAUCAAGUCUUUUUAGACAUCAAAGAACUCACACUGGGGAGAAGCCAUUUUCAUGUGCAGAAUGUGGAAAAUGUUAUACUGCGAAAUCAAAGCUUGUUCAACAUCAAAGAACUCACACAGGAGAGAAACCAUUUUCAUGUUCAGAAUGUGGGAAAUGUUUUAACGGGAAAUCAAGUCUUUUUAGACAUCAAAGAACUCACACAGGGGAGAAGCCAUUUUUAUGUUCAGAAUGUGGAAAAUGUUUUAAUGUGAAAUCAAAUCUUGUUAAACAUAAAAGAACUCACUCAGGAGAAGCCAAUUCAGAGCAAUAAAUGAUGCAGAUAACAUCUAUAUAUUAUCCAUGUACAUAGGAUAUCUGACAUUUAUACAUAUAUCAUAUACUGCAUCUCCAAACUUGUU